GGAGUUGCUGGUCAUUUCAGAAGUCGGAAUUCGUGUUCGCUAAGAAUCCAGCUCUCUUUACAACCUUGAAAAGGGCAAACGAAAAGUUUCCCAGUUUGUUCCCCGAACUUCACUUCCUCCCCCAUUUAACUCGCUCUUUGCCCCUAGCCAGAAAGCAAGAAGGAAAUCUAAGAAGCACCCGUGUUCCAAGAUACUUUUGCUUUUACAAACAAAAGGCAGCUGCAGUUUUAGACAGUGAUCUAAUUUCAAUGGAGGAUGAUACUUGGAGCUUUGGUUUCUCAGCUUCAUCAAGGAGCUAUCAAUCCACUCUUAAAUCCCAAAGUGAUCGUUGUAAUGAUUUUGAAGAGAUUGAAGAAGACGAUGAAUUGAAAACAGAAUAUCCCUGCCCAUAUUGUUCUGAGGAUUUUGAUUUACUUGGAUUGUGCUGCCAUAUUGACGAGGAGCAUCAUCUUGAAGCUAACUAUGGGGUAUGUCCUGUCUGUACUUUGAGGGUAGGGAUGAACAUGGUUGACCACAUAACAACACAGCAUGGGAAUCCUUUCAAGAGCAACCACAAAUUAAAAUUUUGUAAAGGCGACUCGUAUUCAACUCUUUCCUUGAGAAAGGAGUUGCAUGAUGCACAUUAUCAAUCUCUUCUUGCCAGGUCAUGGUCUUCACUUUCUUCCUCCAAUACAGCACCCGACCCAGUGCUUUCAUUUCUUUCGUACGUACCUCCAGCUUAUUCGUCUGAAAGUGUAAAGUCUGCCUCUUCUACUGAAGCAACCUUGGAAGAGAAAGGCUCAGAUGUGAAUAUGUUAGAAAAUCUUCCGGUGGACAGAGAUGUUCAACCACCCCCUCUGUCAGAUAAGGAGCACUUGGAGAAGGCAAAGAGGUGCGAGUUUGUACAAGGACUAUUGUUGUCCACCAUCUUUGAUGGUGCCUUAUGAACAAGACAGCGUAGAUGGUCCUCUACUUCAAAUUUUAUCAAACGUGCCAUCAUCGAUGUUUUCUUGUGUUGAACAUGCUGAUACUUUGAUAGAGAAAGCUAGGAUAGAUUUAUGAAUGUAAUGUAAUUUAUCUUACAGGUCCAUGUUAUCAAUUUGGCCACAAAAGAGUUAAGACUCUUGUAUUUUUCCUGUCUUUAGUGCAUAAUGCCAGUAUCAGCUUUGUUUACUUCC
Molecule: messenger RNA, 1157 nt
Organism: Theobroma cacao (cacao)
Lineage: Eukaryota; Viridiplantae; Streptophyta; Magnoliopsida; Malvales; Malvaceae
Source: RefSeq, a predicted model, not a curated record